Heterotrigona itama is the source of this 849-nucleotide messenger RNA. NCBI's taxonomy places the organism in Eukaryota, Metazoa, Arthropoda, Insecta, Hymenoptera, Apidae. The record is from the annotation of a GenBank genome assembly.
AUGAAAUUGCUCGAGAGUACACGUUUCGAAGCUAUAAACAGUGCCUUGUCCAUCAAGACUGGAGACAGCAAAAUAAUAGGCAGGUAAGACGUUCGGAAUGAUAUUUAUUGGAUCCAUAUUAUCCUCUAGAAUAAUCUCAAACAUUAUUUGUUCCUUGAUCUGCAGAAUAGAGAGCUACUCUUGCAAAAUGGCUGGAAAUGAUAAACAAUUGUACAAACGUUUCAAUGCAGAACAAGGUUUUACUCCGCAUGAUCUUCAAGCUUUAUCACCACCACAAACAUCUUUAGGAACAUCGCCUGCUCAAGGCCGCAGUGUUUCUGGUGAUGAAGAUGGUCCACUGUGCGAUACAAUCAGUAGAAAAACAUUGUUCUAUUUGAUUGCCACUUUGAAUUCAGCUUUUCAUCCAGAUUAUGAUUUCUCUGAUGCUAAGAGUCACGAAUUCAGUAAAGAACCAAGCUUGCAAUGGGUCAUGAAUGCUGUAGACAGUAAUUUGAGUGCAACCGCAGGAGAUCAUUAUCGUACUCUUCGAACGGCACUUUGGGCUGCCAUUGAUCAUGAAAUAUCAUUAAAUGAAUGUGAUAUUUAUAGUUACAAUCCAGACUUUGCAUCUGAUCCAUUUGGAGAAGAUGGAUGCUUAUGGUCUUUUAAUUAUUUCUUCUAUAACAAGAAGUUGAAACGCAUUGUGUUUUUCCCAUGCAGAGCAAUAAAGUAAGUAUAUCCAUUCUUCAAUUUAACCAUUGUUCAGUUAGAUUUACUAUCAUUCAUUUUUAUGUUUACAGUCCUCUCUACGUGUUAGAUUCUGGUGUUGGCAGUGACUUUGCCAUGGAUGAAGAUGAAGACAGAUACUAA